Molecule: messenger RNA, 861 nt
Organism: Zerene cesonia (dogface butterfly)
Lineage: Eukaryota; Metazoa; Arthropoda; Insecta; Lepidoptera; Pieridae
Product: kallikrein-4-like
Exons: 8
Coding region: 1-831 (276 amino acids)
Biological process (GO): proteolysis
Molecular function (GO): serine-type endopeptidase activity
Source: RefSeq, a predicted model, not a curated record
AUGAAGGUAGCCGUUAUUCUGCUUUGUGCCUUUGCGGCAGUUCAGGGACGCAGUGUCCAGCCUUUCGAAGAAGUGAGUUUAGUCCCAUGGCUCGUCCACCUCCGCACAGCGAAGGCGGCUGACGGCGGUCUCUUGGGCUCUUGUGUUGGAAGCGUGUACAAUGAGCGCUGGAUUAUCUCAUCUGCCAGCUGCUUGAGGGACUCCCGCUUCAUCUGGAUCCGUUUCAACGCUCCCAACGUGUACCAACCCGAGCUGGUGAUCGAGUCCAACAGAGUACACCUGCACCCCGAAUAUAACGCUGAGACCGGUGAAAAUGACAUCGGGCUUUUGGAUCUCAACAGGGAUGUGGUGUUCUCAGAGACCAUCCAGGCCAUCAGUGUUGCCGCCAUCGACGCUGAGGCGCCUACAUCUGGAAAGGUCUGCGGGUAUGGUGAACUAGAAAACGGCAAUGCUGGUGAACAGCUGCAGUGCAUCGACGUUCAGCUCGAGGAAUCUGGUGACCUUCUCAUCGGAACUGCUGAGAACAAAGCCAGCCGGUACGACCUUGGAGCAGCUCUUGUUGCUGACGACCAAUUGUUUGGAGUACUCGUUAGCCCCGGUAACGAGGAAAAUGAUGGAGCCUUCCUGAAGGUCACUGGAUACGCAGACUGGAUCGCUUCAGUCAUCAGCCCCGAGGAGAGCCCUGAGGAAGUUCAAGUAGCUGACCCAGUGGAAGUAGCUGAUAUUAUCCAGGUAGCUGAUGCUAUCGAGGUAGCUGAUCCAGUGGAAGUAGUUGACGUUAUCAUUAUGCCUGAGCCAGUGCAAAUAGCUGAUAAUAUAGUGUUUUAUUAAAUGUUUGAUGAUGAAAUAAAGUGUUUGGUU